UGGAAAGCAGAUAAUGAUACUGAACCUUUAAUUUGAAGUUACGCAUUUUCUGCUUCUAUCUUGUUGUUACGUUAGUUAUUGUUCGCAUGCCUCCAUGGCUAAUAACUUUCUCGCGUUAGCUUGCGUGUGCAACGAUGGAGGCUCGAGUUCCGGCCACCUUUCGCCGCGACCACGCUACCCUUCUAUGCCGAGGUAUCCAAAGGGCGUCUCGGCGGCAGAAGGGAGCAGCAUGGACACUAUGGUCUUGGCAAAAGCCUAUUUCUGCGUCACUGGAAUGACUUGCUCCGCCUGUGCCGGCUCCGUCGAAAAAUCCAUCAAACGCCUUCCGGGUAUUCGUGAGGCCGUCGUAGAUGUUCUUAACAACCGUGCUCAGGUCCUCUUCUACCCCACUUUCGUUAACGAGGAGACCAUUCGGGAGGCCAUUGAAGAUGCUGGUUUUGAAGCCACCUUAGACAGAGACGAAUCCAAUGAGAGAAAUGUUCAGGUAUGCCGGAUGCGCAUCAAAGGAAUGACUUGCACCUCUUGUUCCUCCACCGUUGAAUCUGCUCUUCAAGCUAUUCAAGGUGUGCUCAAGGCUCAGGUGGCUUUAGCGACCGAAGAAGCCGAAGUUCACUACGAUCCGAACCUCAUUAGCUACAAUCAAAUCUUGGUGGCCACAGAAGACACUGGUUUUGAGGCCACACUCAUCAGCACCGGUGAAGACAUGAGCAAGAUAUACCUUCAAGUUGAAGGUGUAAGAACUGAGCGUUCCAUGAGACUCAUUGAAAACUCUCUUCAGGCACUCCCUGGAGUACAAGGCAUAGAAAUACACCCUGAGUUCAACAAAGUAUCUCUUUCUUAUAAACCGGAUUUAACAGGGCCAAGGAAUUUCAUCAAUGUCAUUGAGGAAACCGGCUCGAGGCGUUUCAAGGCUAAAAUAUUCCCUGAAGAAGGAGGAAGAAGGAACACUCACAGAAAAGAAGAAAUCAAGCAAUACUAUAGAUCAUUUCUAUGGAGUUUACUGUUUACUAUUCCUGUUUUUUUAACUUCUAUGGUGCUUAUGUAUAUCCCUGGAACUAAGCAUGGACUGGAUUCAAAGGUUGUCAAUAUGCUUACUGUGGGGGAGAUCAUAAGAUGGGUUCUUUCCACACCAGUGCAGUUCAUUAUAGGCCGGAGAUUUUACUCUGGCGCAUACAAAGCGUUGCGCCAUGGCUCUGCUAACAUGGAUGUUUUGAUUGCCUUGGGAACAAAUGCAGCAUACUUCUAUUCAGUAUAUUCUGUUCUUAGAGCUGCUACCUCUCACAGUUUCAAAGGAACUGAUUUCUUUGAGACCAGCGCUAUGCUUAUUUCAUUUAUUCUGUUGGGAAAGUAUCUUGAAGUUCUGGCCAAGGGGAAGACAUCCAAUGCAAUUGCCAAGCUGAUGAACUUGACUCCUGACACAGCAAUCUUGUUGUCACUUGACAGUGAAGGGAAUGUUAUUGGUGAACAAGAGAUUGAUAGCCGGUUGAUUCAAAAGAAUGAUGUGAUUAAGAUUAUUCCUGGAGCAAAAGUAGCUUCAGAUGGAUUUGUCAUAUGGGGUCAGAGCCAUGUGAAUGAGAGCAUGAUCACAGGCGAGGCGCGUCCUGUUUCAAAGAGAAAGGGUGAUACUGUUAUUGGAGGGACGGUGAAUGAGAAUGGGGUGCUGCAUAUUAAGGCCACCAGGGUUGGCUCAGAGAGUGCUCUUUCUCAGAUUGUUCGACUAGUCGAAUCGGCUCAAAUGGCCAAGGCUCCGGUGCAGAAGUUUGCUGACCGCAUUUCCAAAUACUUUGUGCCUUUGGUCAUUUUGAUCUCGUUUUCAACUUGGCUUUCUUGGUUUCUAGCUGGAAGAUUUCAUGCUUACCCAGAGUCUUGGAUACCAUCUUCAAUGGACAGCUUUGAGCUUGCUUUGCAGUUUGGGAUUUCAGUCAUGGUCAUAGCCUGCCCAUGUGCCUUAGGAUUAGCAACACCAACUGCUGUUAUGGUUGGCACUGGAGUUGGUGCAUCUCAAGGUGUGCUGAUCAAAGGAGGACAGGCAUUAGAAAGCGCUCACAAGGUGAACUGCAUUGUUUUUGACAAGACAGGUACCCUUACUAUUGGAAAGCCUGUGGUGGUAAAUACAAAACUUUUGACAAAUAUGGUACUACAAGAAUUCUAUGAACUUGUGGCUGCUGCUGAGGUGAAUAGUGAGCAUCCACUGGCUAAGGCCAUAGUUGAGUAUGCCAAGAAACUGAGAGAUGAAGAGAAUCCUGUUUGGCCAGAAGCAAGGGAUUUUGUCUCCAUUACUGGACAUGGAGUGAAGGCCACUGUUCGGAACAAGGAAGUAAUAGUGGGAAACAAGAACUUGAUGGUUGAACACAAUGUUGUAGUUCCUGCAGAUGCUGAAGAUAUACUAGCAGAAGCUGAAGAGAUGGCUCAAACUGGGAUUUUAGUAUCUAUAAGUGGGGAAGUAGUUGGAGUUUUAGCAAUAUCUGAUCCACUGAAACCCAGCGCACAAGAAGUCAUUUCCAUUCUCAAGUCCAUGAACAUAAGGAGCAUCAUGGUGACUGGGGACAACUGGGGUACUGCAAAUUCUAUAGCAAAGGAAGUUGGAAUUGAAACUGUUAAUGCUGAGGCCAAACCAGAGCAAAAGGCAGAGAAAGUCAAGGACUUGCAGGCUUCUGGAUGCAUAGUGGCUAUGGUGGGGGAUGGUAUAAAUGACUCACCAGCACUUGUAGCAGCAGAUGUAGGAGUGGCAAUUGGUGCUGGAACUGAUAUUGCCAUUGAGGCUGCUGAUAUUGUCUUGAUGAAGAGCAACUUGGAGGAUGUGAUAACUGCCAUUGACCUUUCUAGGAAAACAUUUUGGCGUAUCAGACUCAAUUACAUUUGGGCCUUGGGAUAUAAUCUUCUUGGAAUCCCAAUUGCUGCUGGAGCUCUUUUCCCUUCUACAGGAUUUCGGUUGCCACCAUGGAUUGCCGGGGCUGCUAUGGCCGCCUCUUCAGUCAGCGUUGUUUGUUGUUCUCUACUAUUGAAAUAUUACAGGAGACCCAAGAAGCUGGACAACCUUGAGAUAAGGGGCAUAAGCAUUGAAUGAUGAUAAAAUAUGAAUCAAUAGAAUUUAGGGGAUUUGCUUUAGCUAUUGUGUGUUUACUUGAAGGAGUGGUUUGUUAAGUUGUUCUGAAUUUCUGAUCAAUAAAUUUGGAUAGGAGUCACUUGUUAGACGACCAUGAAUCUGUAAAUAUGCUUGGAUGAUUCUGUUCUGCAUGUAAAAAACUGUUUGUUGUGACGUUAGAAUAAUGUACAAAACGAAAAGCCUUUACCAGUCCUGCUAUUUUUUCUUAUACUGUCUAUCUGCUGUAAGAUUUUCAGCAGACUCUUCAGUUAAUUUUCUUUGCCAAACAGGUGCUGAUCAACAUAUGUUUGUAUUCGUAGUAUACAGUUCUCCACAAAUCUGUUUCAGUAGGUACCACUCUAUCCUGGCUUUGCAUCCAAAUUACACAAAUCAAAUCGAGGUGUUCAUCAACCUUACAAGCACAAGUUACAAAAUGUAACACUCAGCUAUAUGCUUGGAUUGAAGAUAAAAACAAAAGAUGUGUUACCCAUGUACAAUCGCAUCUCUUCUAUUAUUUCUGAGUCUUACACUUGCAAAAUAUGCUGCGGAUACUCCAUAUAUAGUGGUGUAGCAUUCAUAUGAGACCUUUAUUAUAAGGCGUACAGGUAUUCUGAAAGGAAAAUCCAAUUUAUGUCACACUUCAGCAACAA
Arachis ipaensis is the source of this 3735-nucleotide messenger RNA. RefSeq names its product putative copper-transporting ATPase HMA5. The record is from RefSeq and is a predicted model, not a curated record. NCBI's taxonomy places the organism in Eukaryota, Viridiplantae, Streptophyta, Magnoliopsida, Fabales, Fabaceae. Gene Ontology annotation, molecular function: ATP hydrolysis activity; copper ion binding; ATPase-coupled monoatomic cation transmembrane transporter activity. Gene Ontology annotation, biological process: monoatomic cation transport. Gene Ontology annotation, cellular component: membrane.